ACGCCGAUGCCUGCGAGAUAACACCAAUGAAACCUCAGUCCGCCAACAUGAAGCUGAACUACAUUAAUUGGAUUUUUUUCCCUGUGAUCAUCUUCUGUGCUCUUGCAGAUCUGAUGGUCGCUGUGGCUGCAGUAGAAUCUCAACACACCCUAACCUGCAACGUCACCCAACUCCAUGAUGGUUCAUUCCGCUACCAGCUGUCCCGACCCUCCAAUUCAGCCCAGUGUGAGACAUGCUGGGAGGACCACAAUAAAACUGUCAUCGCUCUGGACUUUGAUUUUGAUCGAAAACUGGUCCAGAAUCUGACCGACCAGUUCAUCAUUCUGAAAGAAUGCAAGGACUAUCUUCACUACACGAAGGCCUGUAAGGUCUGGGAGGAAGCACAUUGCAGAGUGAAUUGUACCCGUCUGUUGAGUCUGAAGGAUCCUCCCCUUAACACUGUCAACUCUACACUGUUCUGCAUCACUGAGAGUUGGUGUCCUGAAAAGCUGACUUUUGGCCUCGGUAUCGCUGGUAUCGUCCUUCUUCUAUCUGGUAUCUCCAUGGUUCUGUACUGCCGGAAUCGCUGCAAAUGCAGAGGAAGAGAAGUCACAGCCAUGAGAGCAUCAUACACUCCUGCAACCCUGCAGAUUCAGAGGGAGGGAGAUGACAUGGUGGUGAUAAAGUUUCCACAAGACUACACUGGCUAACGGAUAAAAACCAACGACCUCGGGUAUAAAUGUGGCCACUGUUUUUUAUAAGGCCCAUAUAUGUAUGAUUAUUAUUAAUGAAAAUAAAUUAAUAUUUUUUAUUAGUCA
Epinephelus moara (kelp grouper) is the source of this 797-nucleotide messenger RNA. RefSeq lists its product as uncharacterized. NCBI's taxonomy places the organism in Eukaryota, Metazoa, Chordata, Actinopteri, Perciformes, Serranidae. The transcript is spliced from 6 exons. Bases 27 to 689 code for a protein of 220 amino acids. The record is from RefSeq and is a predicted model, not a curated record.